GAGCCAGAGCCAGAGCCAGAGCCAGAGCCAGAGCCAGACCCAGAGCCAGAGCUCGUCUGGAAUUCUCGUGAUGGUUUGCUUGGCAUAGUGGUGCGAGAAAGGGGAUACAGUCCCUUAGUGGUACCUACCCAGGUAACUUAGGUAGAGGGAGGGGAUGGAUGGUUGCAUCCCCAAUUUUCCAUGUUUUCUUUCUUGUCUCUACACGAACAUACUUUUUCGCCGUCUCCCACUCUUCUCCGUUCUGUUGUUGACGUCGCCGUCGCCGUCGCGCGCAUCUGUACAGUUGCGGUACCUGCAGUAAUACCACCCGUCACCUAUAAUACCUAUCGCAUGCACUCCAGCUUUGCCUCGCUCUUUUGAAACAUCCACUCAAUCAACGCUCCUUCGCUGCACUCGUCGCGCGCUCGCUCGCUCACUCACUCACUACUCAUACAUUCGCAACUCCUACCAUCCCAGCCCAGCCCAAUCCAACAACACACCACCACCACACUCCUUGUCUCCAUUAAUCUCUUAAUUAAGACGUCGUCACUGCGACCUCAAGGCCAUCGCCACACUGCACUGCACUACACAACACUACACUACCCGUGUCGCCACUCAUUCCACUUCUUCGACCUCGGUGAGGACCUUAAUACGAUCCUCCUUUCGACACAGCCUCCUAGAUUGACCUUCUAGGCCUUCGAACCUUUGCGCAUUCAUACCACGCUCAUCAUAUGCCGCCAGCUCAGCGCCGAACAUAUCCCAGGGACCGCCCGCAAUACAUCCUCUCAACAGCGAACUUCUGACGACGCUUUAAGUCCACGAAAUAACACUAUCCAUACCCCAUUGACCCUCUCCAGAGCAAUAAUCACAAACAAGACGAGAGACCGUAGGCGGUCAACCAUCACACGAUGGCGAACAGACCCAACUUCAUCGACCUCCGAUCGCAAUCACAUGGACCACUUGGAAGUGGCCUCCCAUCUCCGAGGACACUUGGGGGACUUCCAUCGCCGAGGUUACAUGUAGCAGGAGAGGUACCACCCGAACUGUCACCUCUCGAUGCAUUCGCAGCACAAAGUCGAUUGCUGGCAAGGCAGCUGGAGCAGGAAAGCGUUGGAGGGAGGAGGGUGAGCCGGCUACCACCUCUCACAAUUGCGAAUUCGUUGAGUCAAGGACGACCUGGAUAUCUCCGUUCUGUGUCCGCAGAGGAAGCCACCCCAAUCACACCUACGAGUCCUGGUUCUGGAAUCACUGGAUCAGGCUUGAAAAUGGAGGUAGAGAACCCCGGAUUUCGACCCAUGUCUGUCCACCCUACAUUAGGAGGACAUAUCCAAGAUCUUGUUGCACCUCCCAUGCCCGACUCGCCUCGACGGCUGAGCGCACUUGAUGAGGAGGAAUUCAGAGGAAGGAGACCGCCGAGUACUGUAGAUGGAGAGGGCGAAUUUGGAGCAAGGAGAGAACAGUCGCCGCCUCAAUUGGAGAAAGAACCCAUAUUGAGGAGAGGAUCGCCUUCGCAUAUGAGACCUCGGCCAAGUGCUGAGUCUAUGCGCCAACGAGUAAACCAAAACAGGAGACCACAGGAUGGAUCACUAGGAAUAAGCGGUUACGAUUCGAGGGCUUUGGCACCACCGAGAUCGCCUUUUCCACAGAGGACGCCGAGCCCAAGAUCAAUGUCGGAUAGCUCAGAUGAAGACUACAACAAUGUGAAUGCUGCAACAGGUAUGUCACCAAGCCGAAAGGCUUCGAAUGGCAGCGGGUUCUCAGCUUCUCCAAUAUCGCCUAAUACACAUACGACAAGGUCACCGUCGAUUAGUUCUGAAAUGUCUAUCGGCGGAACAAGAUUGCCCAGACCUGCGUUCAACUUCUCUCGACCACUUCGUCGAGCAAGUAUGAAUGGCUUGCCAGUUGAAAUUCCUUCACGACAGGCGUCUUCGGACAGCCAACCAUCCUUCAUUCUUGCGGAUGACACGGCACAUACACCAGUUAGUAUGCAUAGCGAAGGCUUCCCAGAUAACAACGAUAACUCACCGGCACCUUCGUAUGUAUAUUCAAAAUUCUCUCUGCCGAGAGGGAAAAUGCUGCAGAGGAAUUCGUUGAUUUUCCAGGAGAAUCUACCACAAACACAGAUUUCUUGGGAGCAGCCAGUUCCGUUCAGUAAUGUACAGGCUCAUGGCCAAGCGCCACCAUCACCACCCUCCAGACCUUCUACCUCCUCUCUUAGGCCUGACAACCUAAAUUCUCGUCCAUCACUUGACCCAGGUAGACCUACUUAUGACCGAAGCCAAACGUUUGAUUUUGCCAGGCCAUCUACAGAGGCAGGCCACAAGCCAUCUGGCAAUGGACGACUAUCUGCGGAUCACCCUCCAACACUACGACCUCGUCCACAAUCUUCGUCUGAUACUUCGACACUCAAGGCUCGAUCGCAGCAUUCGUUAGCAACGACAGCGGACUGCUCCGCGGAGGAGCAUGUCACGAAAGCAAUUGAUUAUCACGAAGCUGGAGCUUUGAAUAAGUCAACGUACCAUCUUCGUCUGGCAGCCAAGCAAAAUCAUCCUACAGGUAUGCUGUUGUAUGCUCUUGCAUGCAGACAUGGAUGGGGUAUGCGUCCCAACCAGCGAGAAGGAGUUGCCUGGCUUCGACGAGCAGCAGAUUUCGCCAGCUUGGAAGUAGCAGACGAUGACAAAAUUCUGAAGGAGGGUAAAUCAGUUGAUAUCCUAGAGCAGCGGACUAGAAAGGCCCAAUUUGCGCUGAGCAUCUACGAACUAGGAGUGAGCCAUAUGAACGGAUGGGGAAUCGACCAGGACAAGGUUCUUGCGCUAAGAUGCUUUGAGAUUGCCGGUUCUUGGGGUGAUGCAGAUGCUCUUGCGGAAGCAGGAUUUUGUUAUGCUCAGGGUCUCGGCUGUAAGAAGGAUCUGAAGAAGAGCGCACAAUUUUAUCGUCAAGCUGAGGCAAAGGGUAUCAGUAUGAUUGGCAAUAGCUGGAUCUAUAAACCCAAGUACAGCAGCGACGGCGAUGACAAGAAGAAAAACUCUUCUGAACGACAAGGCCGCUCACCAAACCCAUCAAAGGAUGAGAAGAAAGCGCGCGACAAAUCACGCACACGCACUUUCUUCGGCAGAAAAACAACUUCCUGAUCCAACCCGAAUGAAAUUUCUCAGCUACCUGCUCAUCUACUAAUUUCCAUGAACUUUCGAAUCUCCAAAAGCUUCCCUUUUUCGUCUGUCCAUACUUUACCGGCGUACACAAGGCGUUACAUAUCCAUCUCAUCAAAACGUACAUCCACCCGACUGACAAUACAACCUUCAUGUAAUGAUUGCUAGCUGCUAUAUUUUUUUUGUUGCAUUUUCGACGGUGCCUAUGGGUUGGGAUAGGCAGGCGGGCAUAAUUGCGGGGGGGCGCGCAGGAAACCACUUGCAUUUCCGGCUCAGCUCUUGCGCGAUCUUUGCUAAUUUCUUGUUUGCUUUGUUGUUCCGGCCCGAGAUGGAGGCGCAGAGUUGAGUCGGGUUCAUGUUGAUAUUGACGUUGAUUUUGCCGAGGCGAAGCGGAGGAUGGUUCUACUCUUUUUGAUGCAUGCGAGGAGGCACUUUGUUACUUGCGUAGUUCUUAAAUACCCAGCGCAAGCCGUUGAUAGUCGGAAUGCGAGUUGUACUUGAAACGAUAUUUAACCUCUCCUCUGCUUGCGUUGAAUUAGCAUGAGGUGAUAAACGAUUUGGUGAUCUGAUUGUUGAAAGGGCCGCUGGCAGGCAAUGGAGCUGAAGGCCGCCAUAUCAACAAUCGGCAAGUGAGUCAGGACUGAGACGAGCAGUUCACUUCGACCACUUCCAUGAUAAAUGACGAAGCUAAGACAGCCUUUUCAUUGACAUAACGUAGGAUAGCCAUCGCCCCUGUUGCUACGGUCUUGGGCUGGCUUCGUUAUGUCUGUUGUAUGUAAACUCAUUUACUCUAGCUUUUCAUACUAGUAAUUUCAUACUAGUAAUCAAGUCAAGAAAAUCACCUCAUCUCAUUGAGCCGAUUAUAGAGAACUUUUACUUGCCACCACGUACUUGGCACCACGAACGGGCUUGAAGCACGCUCACUUAGCAAUGAAACAUCCGAGAGACGUCAAAGACAGAGGAAGAGUCCAGAACAUGGGA
This is a messenger RNA of Cadophora gregata, 4109 nucleotides long. RefSeq lists its product as uncharacterized. Gene Ontology annotation, molecular function: protein binding. The transcript has 2 exons. The record is from RefSeq and is a predicted model, not a curated record. Bases 888 to 3110 code for a protein of 740 amino acids. Lineage: Eukaryota; Fungi; Ascomycota; Leotiomycetes; Helotiales; Ploettnerulaceae.